GUUUGGUUUUUUUCGCGGACACUUGGCCAAACCGUUCAGUCGUUCGUUGGACAUACGCCAAUGUGGUGGCGAUUAUGGUAUUUUCAACUGCUAACGGUACUUUAUAAAAAGGAAAGUGAAGCUUGAACGCUUAUCGGAGUGUUUGUAAAUUGCACGCGCCUGCGCAAACGAAAGAAGAACAGAAAAUGCGGACAAACACACAAGAUUUUUUGUUUUGAAAACGAGGUUUCAUCUUGAUUCUUGAUGAACGGAGAGAAUACUUCAAAUUCGAGCUGGAAAGAAAGCAAAGCGAGAGUUGAAAAUUACAAUUAAAAGAAAGUUUGUUAUAUACAAAGGCGGGUGGAAAUAAUAAAAUAUAAACAAUAACAACUAGGAGGUUAAUUUUGGUGCAGUAAUUACUUUAUAUACCUUAACAUUUUUGUGGCUUAACUCAUUUUGCACUAAUUGGCUGAAAUCACAAUAGAGAAACACUUAAUUACAUGUGACAAAUUGAGCGUGAGGUAUUCCAGAACUUCAUGGUGUGCAUAGUGUUGAUGACAAAUUGUUGCCAGCUCCAAAGAGCAUAAUUAACAGUUACUUGUUGUGUCGCGGACAUAACUAUGCAGCAUUGUAUUUAAUUUAAAAGUGAAUGCAAUUCGAAGAAAUAAAAUAUUGUUAAUUAUUGUUAUUGCCAUAUUUGGAUUAAAGAAACAAAUUUGUGGUGGCCCUCUGAACUACCAGCAACGAAGUGAGCGACCCGUUAUUCCAGUUGUCAUAUCGAGGGUGGUUAAAAUGAUUUUGAGACUAUUGAUUUUUACAGCGGCCAUAUCAGCGCCAUAUCACAACACAUUCGCACAGUUUCACCCUUUUGGUGAACAUCUCAACACACAUGCCGGCAGCGAAUGCGCAUUGGUACUCUCUGGACCUGGACGCUCGUCUGUCUACGACUACAAUGUGAAUCUCUUCCGUGGCACAAUAAAUCCCUACACAGCGGACAGUACAUGCAUUACUUAUGAUGCAGUGAACACCGCCUAUUUGGAUGCUCGGAAACGAAUUCAUGUCUCGCAGCCGAAAGGGGAUUGGAAAACGGAGGAAUUGGCAACAGUCGGUGAGCUGCUGCUGGAUAUUUCCAUACAGUUAGCGAGGACAUACGGUCUGUCCUAUGAGGAAAUUGAAAAGGGUCUGCCCACUAUUGACACAUCGAAAACCCUAAUACGUGAUGUGUGCCCACCUUUCUUUGCGGGAGUUGAGUGUCGACCGGGCAAAUAUCGUCGCUUCGAUGGUCUCUGCAAUAACAUCGAUCAUCCCACAUGGGGUGCCACCAUGUCGCCUUUCCAGCGUCUAAUUGGUCCAUUAUAUGCGGAUGGCAUAAACGCACCGCGCAUCUCAGUUACUGGACACGAAUUGCCAAUUUCUCGUAUUGUUUCGCGUACAAUGCAUCCAGAUGAUGGCUAUCACGAUCACGCUGGUACUGUCAUGGUGAUCGCUUGGGGGCAAUUUAUGGAUCAUGAUUUCACACUUACGGGCACACCGUUGGAUCCUAUCAACCGGAAUGAUCCGGAAGAGUGCUGCAAACGCCCCUUACACCUUAAGCAUCCCUAUUGCAACGAAAUUCGGGUUCCAGACGAUGACUACUUCUAUCGGCUCUUUAAUGUCAAAUGCCUCGAUUUUGUGCGGGCAUUCCCAUCCCCACGACCAGGUUGUCGAUUGGGCUCCCGCCAACAGUUCAAUACUCUCACUGGUGUCAUUGAUGCCAACACUGUAUACGGCGUAACGGAGAAAUUCGCUCGUAAACUACGUACCGGCUAUGGUGGUUUGAUGCGCAUGAAUCCCGUCUUCCAAGAAUAUGGGCUUAAAGAUCUGUUGCCAUUGAAGCUCGAUAUACCGGAUGAGGGAUGCACACGCCCGAACAAAAGCAUGUUUUGCUUUGAAGGAGGCGAGAUUCGGGUCAACGAGCAGCUGGUGCUAACAUGCAUGCACACACUUAUGGCGCGCGAACAUAAUCGCAUAGCGACUGCAUUGGGUCAAAUAAAUAAACAUUGGGAUGAUGAAACGAUUUUCCAAGAAGCACGUCGCAUCAAUAUUGCUAUUGUACAACAUAUUACCUAUAACGAGUUCUUGCCGAUAUUGUUGGGCAAGGAGGUGAUGGAGAAAUUCGGUUUGGUGCUGCAGAAAGAUGGUUACUGGGAUGGCUAUGAUUCCAAAGUCAACCCUGGUAUAAUUGAUGCUUUUGCUGGUGCUGCUUUCCGGUUUGGGCAUUCGUUGUUACCCACGGCCGUGGAACGUUGGUCUAAAGCACAUAAAUUUAUUGCCUCAAAACGUUUAUCGGACUUAAUUCGACGGCCAUAUGAUUUGUAUCGCGCUGGUGUGCUGGAUGAAUAUUUCAUGGGUUUGAUGAAUCAAGUGGCGCAGGCGAUGGAUGACUCAAUUACCCAGGAGGUAACGAAUCAUCUGUUCAAGAAGGAGGGUGCACGAUUCGGUUUGGAUUUGGUGGCGUUUAACAUGCAGCGUGGACGUGAGUUCGGUUUGCCUGGUUAUAUGGAGUUUAGAAAGUUCUGCGGCUUACCUACCUCGACUUCGUGGGAAGAAAUGUUCGGUUCAAUGCCAAAUGAUACAAUUGUUCGUUACGAAAGUAUUUUUGAGCAUCCAGCUGAUAUUGACCUCUGGUCGGGCGGUGUUUCUGAGAAGCCUUUACCUGGUUCUAUGCUGGGACCCACCUUUGCAUGCGUUAUUGCUACUCAAAUGAGUUACUCUCGCCGUGGUGACCGUUUCUGGUAUGAGCUCCCAAACCAACCAUCAUCUUUCACUCCCGAACAGUUGCAGGAAUUGCGAAAGGCAAAACUGUCACGUCUCAUAUGUGAUAACACUGAUCUUAUCGACACAGUACAGAUCUAUCCUAUGGUGUUGCCAGAUCACGAAAUUAAUCCAAGGGUGCCUUGCAAGAGCGGCAUUAUUCCAUCAAUUGACCUGACAAAGUGGGCCGACUAUUCUAGUCCCGAAGUAGGACACCAGCCAGUUUAUAACUUUAUUAACGAAAUACCGGACACAUUGCUGCAUUUCAAGAAGAAAUAGGAAGCAGCGCGAAACUCAAUUGCAGAAUCACGAACGAGAUGAGGCAAACGUUUUCUUAAUUUGCUGGUUUUUAUUUUGAAAUUUAUCGCUGAUUACUAAAAUAAGGGCAUUAUGAUAACUAAAGGAAUUUCUCAAACAAAAAUUUUAGAGAUUUGGAACCAAUAGCCCUCUUGCAUUUUCCUACAUCUCAACACUGCUAUAUUCAAAAGCAAAUAUUCACUAUUUAUGUGCAUACUUACAUACAUACAUACAUACAUACAUACCUCUCUAAGUCACUUUGUUGCCUUCCACUAGAAAAUAAGUG
Molecule: messenger RNA, 3355 nt
Organism: Zeugodacus cucurbitae (melon fly)
Lineage: Eukaryota; Metazoa; Arthropoda; Insecta; Diptera; Tephritidae
Gene: cysu
Product: peroxidase
Exons: 10
Coding region: 772-3051 (759 amino acids)
Biological process (GO): response to oxidative stress
Molecular function (GO): peroxidase activity; heme binding
Source: RefSeq, a predicted model, not a curated record